AUGAGUCAGCGGCGGCGGAGCUGCGGCGGGAGCCCCGACGGGUGGUCACAGGACGGGCUGCUCCACCUGGCCUCUCUCUCUAGUGUUGAGCUGUACCAGAAUGCCCAGACCCGGUUCGUGCGGAUGGUGGCGGAGCAGGCGUCGACCAGACCCCAGAACAUCAAGACGCUGCAGAAUGCGGGUGUAAUGUCUUUGCUGUGGCCUCUUCUUCUUGAUGUGGUUCCAACAAUUCAACAGACUGCUGCCUUGGAUCUGGGGAGGCUGGCCUUAUACAAUGACUUGGCAGAAGCCAUUGUGAAGGGCAACAUUCUCCCACAGCUUGUCUAUUUGUUGUUAGAGCAGAAUUGUGUCUACAAGAAAGCAACCGCCUUUGUGCUGCGAGCAGUUGGUAAACAUUCCCCUCAGCUUGCGCAGGCCACAGUGGACUGUGGAGCCCUGGAUUCGGUGGUUUGCUUAGAAGAUUUCGACCCUGGGGUCAAGGAGGCUGCAGCCUGGGCAGUUGCAUAUAUUGCAAGACAUAAUGCAGAACUGUCACAAGCUGUGGUGGAUGCAGGAGCUGUUCCUCUUUUAGUACUCUGUAUCCAAGAGCCAGAAAUUGCUUUGAAAAGGAUUGCUGCCUCGGCCCUCAGUGAUAUUUCAAAGCAUUCUCCAGAGCUGGCACAGACAGUGGUAGAUGCAGGGGCUAUCGCUCACUUAGCCCAGAUGAUCCUCAAUCCUGAUCCAAAAUUGAAGCAUCAAGUCCUCUCAGCUCUCAGUCACAUUGCAAAACAUUCCGUGGAUCUGGCAGAGAUGGUCCUUGAGGCAGAGAUUUUUCUGGUUGUGUUAGCCUGUCUGAAGGACGAAGAUGAAUAUGUGAAGAAAAAUGCUUGUGCUUUAAUUAGGGAGAUUGUGAAACAUAUGCCCGAACUCCUACAGCUGAUCGUUAACGCAGGGGGUGUGGCUGCGGUGAUCGAUUGUGUUGGGUCCUGCAAAGGGAACACAGGGCUGCCUGGCAUCAUGAUGCUUGGUUUCCUGGCUACUCAUUCUGAGAACCUGGCCAUGACAGUGAUCAUUUCCAAGGGUGUACCCCAGUUGUCAGCCUGCCUGUCAGAAGAAUCAGAAGACCAUAUUAAGGCUGCCGCCGCCAGGGCCUUAAGACAGGUUGGGAGGCACACUCCUGAACACGCGAGGGUCAUGGCUAUCACAGACACAUUGCCUGUUAUGCUCUCCCUGUCAGCAGAGAGCUCCGAGGAUCUGCAGGUGAAAAUGAGUUUAGGGAGGUUUUAGAAUAAAAAAGCCACUAAGAAUAUCAUACAAAAAUGUACCUACCUGCAAGCCCUAGAGUCCUUUCUCUAUGAUGCACCUCCCAAUAUUCUGAAGCACGUGGCUGGUCAGUCCAGUAAGGUACUAGCCCCCUGGAUACUCAGACAAACUUUUGCAGAGGGCAGACAGCUAUCAGCCAGUUACUAA
Molecule: messenger RNA, 1449 nt
Organism: Nannospalax galili (Upper Galilee mountains blind mole rat)
Lineage: Eukaryota; Metazoa; Chordata; Mammalia; Rodentia; Spalacidae
Gene: Spag6
Product: sperm associated antigen 6
Biological process (GO): epithelial cilium movement involved in extracellular fluid movement; neuron projection extension; sperm axoneme assembly
Cellular component (GO): sperm principal piece; acrosomal vesicle; axoneme
Molecular function (GO): microtubule binding
Source: RefSeq, a predicted model, not a curated record